AAAAGUUCUUCUGCUUAUAAAUACAACAGGCCAGGGGCACCAGUUCUUAGUCUUGAGCUGAGUUGUAGCCCAAUAAUGACCUUGACAGGCAGUCUGGAUGUCCAUAUCAAAGUCAUUUACCACGGUGUCUCAAACAGCGAUAAUACAGCCAUAAGCAAAGAAGCUCAACCAAUAACCUUCCACACCCAUGCAUUUGUUCCGGUAGAUGGAGAAUUCCGCGUCUACCGCCGUCGCUGUCUAGAUCAAUCUAGGCCCGAGGCAGAGGAGGAAUGGGAGACAUUUGAGGGCGACGACUACUGUCAAUUUGGGAUCUGGGGUAAUCCUGAUAAGCUGAUAAACGUCUCUGAGAAUCCAAAGGGCCGAUUCCCAACACUUUUUCCUGGCGAAUCUUGGUCGGACUUUUGGACUAUGCCGGCGGACGGAGAUGUACUGCCCCAUGAUCUGAAACCCGGCGAGAGGCUCCGAUACCAAUUCAAAGGAAACACAUUAGACUGGUGGGACUGGGGAACGGCCGCAGCGCAUACUCAGACCGUUGUCACGCUCCCUGGCUCGGGAGUGGAACCUAUUUCGGACCUCAAGGAUAAUGGAGGUCGGCCGAAGGUGGUUAUACCGGCGUCGAAUGUUGUGGAGUGGACGAUUGUUGAUGAAUGAAGGGUUCCUGUCUGUAUUCUGGCCCUUUGAGUUUUCAUUCUACCGAGUGGCACUUGCUCUCUUCGCCACCGCAGUCUUUCAAUUAGGGGUAUGGAAUGAGAUAACGCAGCAGGUGCGUGGUCAACCCUUAAAAAUGGGCCG
Molecule: messenger RNA, 792 nt
Organism: Paecilomyces variotii
Lineage: Eukaryota; Fungi; Ascomycota; Eurotiomycetes; Eurotiales; Thermoascaceae
Exons: 1
Coding region: 76-651 (191 amino acids)
Source: RefSeq, a predicted model, not a curated record